AUGGAUCCACAGACUUCUAUGGGCUGUAGACCAGAGUCCUAUGGCGCCAUAGGAACACAGCCAUGUCUCAGGGCAAGCCUGGACAAGGCCAGACCAAUCAGACUGGGCCUGCUGGACAGACCAAUCAGACUGGGCCUGCUGGACAGACCAAUCAGACUGGGCCUGCUGGACAGAACCCUCAGACUGGGCCUGCUGGACAGACCAAUCAGACUGGGCCUGCUGGACAGACCAAUCAGACUGGGCCUGCUGGACAGAACCCUCAGACUGGGCCUGCUGGACAGACCAAUCAGACUGGGCCUGCUGGACAGAACCCUCAGACUGGGCCUGCUGGACAGAACAAUCAGACUGGGCCUGCUGGACAGAACCCUCAGACUGGGCCUGCUGGACAGAACCCUCAGACUGGGCCUGCUGGACAUUAGCAGCCUCUAUUCAUUAGUCAUAUGGCAGACACAUAGCUACAGCAGGUUGGUCCAGUCCCACCCUCUGUCCCUGUGCAACACCAGUGAAGAUGAGCGCCAGGAGUCAGACUUCAUCAGCAUCGUCAAGCUGGAGAGCCCGGAGCGCAAGGUGCCUCAGUGUCUGCCCCUGCUUCACAAGGCACGCCUGGCGCUGGAGAGAGGGGCUCAGGCUGUCAUCUUUGAUGUCACCGAUGAUGUCAACGCUAAGUUCCAGCUGCAUGAUUCAGAUUCCCUGCUGCGUCCGGUGGUGCUGAUGCAGGCUGAGGAUGCUGAGACGCUGAUGGAACUGGUCAACAGGAACGAGGAGGCCAGCGUCCGCAUCGACAUCAAGAGGGAGGACCCCAAAUGGGCCCACUAUGAUGUUGUUGUCCUGCUCACUAUCGUCCUUGCUAUUCUGGCCAUCGUUUCGAUCUUUGCUUUCCGGUAUCGAUGCAAGUCCAGCAGAACCUGGGACUCAGUCCACCAGCAGACGAUGCGAGCCAUCAGUCGUCUGGAGACGCGGAUGUACAGCUCUCAGGGCUGCGGGGGCUCACAGCGCCACCGUGGGGGCUGGGGGUCUAAUAGCAGCUCUAACUCCAGCCCCGUCUGUGCCAUCUGUCUGGAUGAGUUCCUGGAGGGACAGGACCUGAGGAUCAUCUCGUGCGCUCAUGAGUUCCAUAAGGAGUGUGUGGACCCCUGGCUACUGCAGCACCGAACCUGUCCCCUCUGCAUGCACAACAUCAUGGGUUCAGAGCUGUCUGGACAGCCACGGAGGACCAGACUACAGCAGACCCCCGAGCACAGCCAGGGUUUCCUCCACACCCACCCCAUCCCCUUCUCCAUGAGGCCUCACUACCCCCGCGGUCCCUCUGGUCCAUACCCCUCCUUGGGCCACUAUAGCGGCUCCCCGCCUCUGGACCCCCAGACUCACCGCUUCCUCCCUAGCCGGCCCCUGGGCCCUGGUUGCGGAUACCUCCACCCUUCAGAGGGCCCUGGAAGGCCCAACAGAGCCGGGGGCAGCUGCAAGACAGCAGGCCACCCUAUGGAGACCCACUACGGCCCCGGGCCCCGCCGCUCCUGCCACGCCUACCGCUCCGGCUGCCCUUCCCAGCGCAGCGCCUCCAGUUCCAGGCUCCACCACGCCCCCUCCUCUGCUCCCCGCGCGUCCGCAGGGGGAGCCCACAGCCGGGGGAACGAGGGGGGCAGCUGCUCUGGGGGGAGCUACCGGACGGAGCACAGUGGCUACCUGGCUGAUGGGCCGGCCAGUGACUCCAGCUCUGGCCCCUGUCACGGCUCCUCCAGUGACUCGGUCCUCAACUGUACUGACGUGUCCCUGCAGGGUGUGUAUGGUAGCUGGUCCACGUUCCGCAGCUCCCUGAGCAGUGACUAUGAUCCGUUUGUGUACUACGGGCCGGGACCGGGACCGACAGGCCGCAGGGACAGCAUGGAGGCAGGGGCCCAGAGACCCAGGUCCCUGGAUUCAGUGGUGAACAGAGACAGAGGACGAGGAGGAGGAGGAAGAAGAGGAGGGUGCUCUGAGGAACAGCAGCAGGCUGUGUUUAGCCACGUCCACUACCACCGCCACCGUCACCACCACUACCGAGAGGAAAGGGAGAGGGAGCACGCCCAGGGCCAGGGGCCAGGCGGGGGGUCGGACAGGGAGCUGGGGGCUACUGCUUUUGACCGUGAGUCAAGAUCUCCCCCGGCUCUGGACAAAGAUUCCCCAGUGUGCCCUCUGAAAGACAGCCCCUGUCACUGCCCUAAGGCAGACCACACAGACAGUAGGGGGGCCCAUGGCCACGGGACAGAGGGUCAGGGCCAUGAGCUCAGCUACCCCUCAGGCCCCCCUUCAGUCAUGGUAACCCCAGCCCCCUUACCACCCCCACCCACCUGCUGUCACCAGGACCACAGCCACGGGGGCUACCCCCACCUGAGGGCAGGCCGGCUGGGCGACUGUGUGCUCGACGGCCCCUCAGUGCGUUUCCAACAGAACCUGGACCUGCAGGACGACUGUAGCAUCCACAUCCACUAUGACCAGGGUUACUGCUGCCCCCCUCCCGACCUGCCCCCCGCUCUGCUCUCCAUGCCUGUGCCCCUCAUCCUGGACUCUGGAGGAAUGAGGCCGCUGGGGGGCCUAGAGGACUGGCCCUGCUGUGGAGGGCCCCACCAUGUGGUGUGGCAGAAGCGGGUGCAGCAGGCCCACUCUGAGCCCCAGCUGCUGGGGGUCCCUAUGGACGUAACCCGAACCCCAUCAAGCAGGCGCCACCACGGUCCCCACAGCCCAGCGGACGACCGCAACACAGACUUUUGUUUAUACUGCCAAACAUUACACAACAAUCAGGGAUCCGAGGAGGAGUCCGGCGUGUGAGGACUCGCGAGUUGCAUCCCCGACUUCACGCUGCUACGUACACAGGAGCCGGAACGGACAAACACAUCAUCGCGCGGCCAUGUUUCUCAAGUCUUCCAAAUAAUUCCACAUUUAAUAGCUGCAUUCAGACUACACUUCCCAGAAUCCCCCAGUCAGUGCUCAGAGUUCCGUCUGUCCCACAACGAUCAAAAUGAGUCUAUGAGAUUCUGAUUGUUUUUGAAGUUGAUUUAUUUUGACCAUCAAUUCAAACAAUAAGCACAAGUCAUGUAUGGACCUCAAAUUGCUCUAAUUCAUUGUUGAAUUCCAGUAUUUUCAAUGUGUUUGAGAGUUUGGGAGUUUUGUUAUUGCUUAGUGAUUGUGUUUCAAGAUGGAGACUGACUGGGAGAUGUUGUUGUUUUGUUUUUCGUCUUGUUUUUAUUUUGUUUUGUAAAUUACAGGAAUAAUUCAAUACCAACAAGUUCCCAGGUUGCCUUAGUGACCACAGGGAAUGAUCAGGGCUCGAGCCUCCAUUCACAUCACCAAAUUCCCCAACUAUCUCCCAUCAUUAGAAAUCACACGGACAUAUCGGAUGUCUGAUUCCUUGAGUGGUUGAUUGAGUACUUAAUCGAUUAUACUACGAGGUACUACUCAGUAAUACUUAAUAUCCUUAAAGUCCUUCAUUUGUGUAGAUACAGAAUGUAGACAAAGCAUUGGAUCAUGUAUGACACCCAUACAUGGAGGUUUCUUGCUCUUUCCAACACAAAUCAGAUCCAGAAAUGUUUCCCAUCGCCGUGGGUUACUAAGGUACUCAGAGCUACGGAAAAGAGACAAGAAACGUAUCAUUAGGGGAGAACAGUUAUUUUCUUAGCUGGACCUACAAGCAGUGAGCAUCCUGAAAGGUCAUCCUGAGAGGUCAUUAGAGGCUAGUAUGGGGACUUGUGUUGGUUCAUUCAAUAAUGGCAGCUGUUUCCAUCACAUUUAGUUUGUUUUGUGGUUCGGUAAAAACAUUUUUUUUUUUGUAAUUGUGUUUUUCAUCGUUAAAAGAAAGAACCAGACUGAUCUAUGUUAUUACAAGCUAUUUUUGUUUUGCUCAUG
Oncorhynchus keta (chum salmon) is the source of this 3879-nucleotide messenger RNA. RefSeq names its product E3 ubiquitin-protein ligase RNF43-like. The coding region runs from base 1 to 2805 and encodes 934 amino acids. The record is from RefSeq and is a predicted model, not a curated record. Gene Ontology annotation, molecular function: ubiquitin protein ligase activity; frizzled binding. Gene Ontology annotation, biological process: Wnt receptor catabolic process; ubiquitin-dependent protein catabolic process. NCBI's taxonomy places the organism in Eukaryota, Metazoa, Chordata, Actinopteri, Salmoniformes, Salmonidae. The transcript is spliced from 8 exons.